GCCCUUGAAGCAAAACAUCCACGGCAUCUUCACUCUGGUAUCCCUCCCGAGCUUAAGACGACUCUUGACAAGCUCGUGCACAUGAGCUCUGAAGAUGUCGGAGCCGAGCGCACGGCACAGCUUCGUAAGUGGGUUGGCAGGGCCGUGGAGUUACGUGACACAGAGACGGCGCUAAAGGAGCGCAUGCCAGAGCACUGUGCUAAGGUGUUGAAGAGUAAGAGGCUUGCGGUGUUCAAGGAGAUGUUGGAGGCCAGCGGCCACGGCGAUGAAACCAUUGUGGGGGACAUUGCUGAGGGUUUUAAGUUGAGCGGGCCCAUCCUAGUUCGGGUGUCUACAGGGCAAAGAGGACUUCGGCGUGGGAUAAUCUAUUCCACCCGUGGCUCUGGCGACUGCGAGUUGGAUGAGGCCACCUUUGCAGCAACAGCCGAUGAGCUUCAGAGGGGUUGGCUUUUCGGCCCGAUUGCCGAGAAAGAUCUUCCGGAGGACGCGGUUGUCACACGUCGGUUUGGUAUCCGCCAAGGCGGGAAAUGUCGACCGAUCGACAACUAUCUUGAAUCGGGGGUAAACUCUACAGCCAGUUCCGAGGACACCAUCACAGUGCAUUCUGCCGAUGUCAUUGCAGCAGCGCUUGCGUACAGGAUUCACCAUCUACGAGCUCUUCGAUUGCAUUCGCAACUACACUUGAGAACUUGGGACUUAACUAAAGCCUACAAAAAUCUUGCGUUGCACUUGGAAUCGAUACCAGACGCUUUCUUAGCGGUAUGGAACCCUCGUCGUGCAUGCACGGAGAUUUAUGGUCAACUUGUUUUGCCGUUUGGAGCCCGUGCAAGCGUGCACGGGUUUUGCAGAACAUCGUUAUCGGUCUGGAGCAUUGGAGUGGUGAUCUUCCUCCUACACUGGGGGGUGUUCUUUGAUGAUUUCAUUGGAUGCGAGACACCGGUGCUCUCCAAGCUUUUUGAGUUGUGCGCAGAUGGCCUUUUCAUGAUUCUUGGAUGGACAACAGCAGCUGACAAGGGUUCGGACUUUGACACAAUCGCUAAGGUGCUUGGCUUAAAGAUUGAUUUGAGUGAAUGCAAGCUUGGAACCAUCCGCUUCGCAAACACCGAUAAUCGACGCGACGAGCUUGUUGCAUCCUUGGCCGACAUCCUUGAUGCAGGGUUCCUCAGCCGGAAAGAUGGCGAAAAGCUUCGAGGCCGAUUGCAAUUCGCAGAACAGCAAAUCUCUGGCAAGCGUGCCGGACUGGCAUACCAGGAGCUGUCGCGCCAUGUGUCCAAGGGCGGUGGCAAGCUCGACACAUCGACUAGGACCGCAUUGGAGUUUUUGGCCGACCAUGUCGCAAAUUCUCCGCCCAGGUGCAUCACUGACCGAUCAUGCUACACUUGGCACUUGUAUGUGGAUGCUUCGAAUGACGAUGAUAAGGCGGGCAUCGGAGGAAUACUUCUUUCCGAAUCUGGCUCUUACAUCGGUCACUUCAGCGAAUACCUUUCGGAGUCUGCGAGGGGCACCCUUAACACUUCCGAUAGCGAGAACCCGAUCUUCGAGCUUGAGUGCUUUGCCAUUUGGUGUGGUGUUUGGACGUGGGCGCGGCUCUUCCGAAAUACUCAG
Molecule: messenger RNA, 1605 nt
Organism: Symbiodinium sp. CCMP2456
Lineage: Eukaryota; Dinophyceae; Suessiales; Symbiodiniaceae
Source: the annotation of a GenBank genome assembly